CACAACUCGUACACAAUCAAGACCCUUCCCUUCUCUUCUACCUCCAUUACCUUUCCCUUCUGUUUUCAGAUCCAAGAUCUUUCGCUGUCAAUCUUCGCUCAAUCAGCCGAAAUCUAUACAUCCACACGUAUAUACAAUGGACUCCUUUCGAAACAAAGCCUCGGGUUUCCUGAACGGGCCAAUCUUCAAUCCUGCGCUCAAAACUAAAAUGCAUUGCCUUACAAUCCUACUGGUCGUCAUCGUCAUCGUCGUAACCGGCGUCCGUAUUCAAACCAAGCCAAAGGGUAUCCCCGUUACAAGAUCAGAUACAAUUAGUAUCGUAAUGGGCGCCAAAACGCUGGUUUUCCUCCUCUACCAAAUCAUCACCACUCAUGUCGCGAAAUUCCACCGCUGGCAGAGCUUGAGAGCCUACCUCAUUAUGAAUACGCUGGAGAUUCUGUUCUGGUCUGCGGUUGUGAUCCUCACGUUUAUGGGGGUUGCGCGACUCUGCGUUGGCACACACUGUGGGUUGGGAUGGGUGACCGCUGUUUUGGCGAUUGCUCUUGUGUAAGUUUAUUUUUCUCUUCCUUUUAUUCGCCGU
This is a messenger RNA of Periconia digitata, 580 nucleotides long. The record is from the annotation of a GenBank genome assembly. NCBI's taxonomy places the organism in Eukaryota, Fungi, Ascomycota, Dothideomycetes, Pleosporales, Periconiaceae.